AUGCACCGGGAGUUCCGCGGCGACGCCAUCUACCAGGCUGAGACCGAGGUGCAUUUCCCGCAUUUGACUGUCGGGCAGACGCUCAUGUUUGCAGCAUUGGCCGGGACGCCACAGAACCGACUGGCCAAUGUAUCGCGCAGGGACUACGCGGCGCAUCUCCGCGAUGUGAUCAUGGCCGUCUUCGGCAUCUCCCACACGGUGAACACCAAGGUUGGCAGUGACUAUGUCCGCGGCGUGAGUGGUGGGGAGCGCAAGCGGGUCAGUAUUGCAGAGGUGGCUCUCGCGCGGAGCCCGCUCCAAUGCUGUGACAACAGUACACGAGGCCUUGACAGCGCAACAGCCGUGGAGUUCGUGCGGGCAAUUCGCAUCUCGGCGGACGUGCUGGAGGCAACAGCCGUUGUCUCGCUGUACCAGGCGCCCCAGGAAGCUUAUGAUCUAUUCGACAAGGUCACCGUUCUCUACGAGGGCCGCCAGAUAUACUACGGGCCGGUGGAGCGGGCAAAAGACUACUUCAUCCAGAUAGGCUUUUCCUGUCUAGAGCGACAGACGGUGCCGGACUUCCUCACCUCGCUCACCAGCCCCGAGGAACGAAGGGUCCGGCCGGGCUAUGAAGAUCGUGUUCCUCGAACUGCAGACGAAUUCGCGACUUGUUGGCAGGCAAGCCAGCUUCGCAAGGACCUUCUGCAGCAGAUCGCAUUGUUUGAACAGGAGUUUCCGGUCGGAGGCCCAUCGGCAGACCAGUUUCGCCAUGCGAGAACGGUGGAGAAGUCUUCCCUGAUGACCCCGAGCUCUCCAUACACGAUCUCCAUCCCGCGGCAGGUCGCCCUCUGCGCCCAGCGAGGCGUCCAGCGGAUCCAAGGCGACAAGACGUUUCCCAUCGUGACCAUCUUCGGGUGCUUUCUGAUAUCUCUGAUCCUCGAAAGCGUCUUUUAUGACUUGCCAGACGACACCCAAAGUCUCAACAGCCGAUGCAUCCUCCUCUUCUUCGCCCUGUUAUUCAACGCCCUGAACAGCUCGCUCGAGAUUCUCUCGCUCUAUGCACAACGCCCCAUCGUCGACAAGCAGGCAACAUACGCCUUCAUCCACCCGCUGUCUGAGGCCCUGUCCUCCAUCAUCUGCGACCUGCCCACUAAAAUCCUCAGCACCCUCGCCCUCAACAUCCCGCUCUACUUCAUGGCCAAUCUGCGUCAAAGUGCGGGUGCCUUUUUCAUCUACCUCCUGUUUGCCUUUUCCUCCACCCUCACAAUGUCCUCUAUUUUCCGCACCAUCGGACAGUCGACACGCAGCAUAGCGCAGGCUCUCACUCCCACUUCGCUGUUUGUGAUCGGGCUGGUCGUGUAUGCAGGGUUUGUGUUGCCGAUACGGAAUAUGCAAGGGUGGCUGCGCUGGGUCAACUAUAUUGACCCGCUUGCAUAUGCGUACGAGAGUCUGGUUGCGAACGAGAUGCGCGGGCGCCAGUUUUCCUGCACAAGCUUCGUGCCCAGCGGACCGGGGUAUGAGGGAGUUGACGCGCAGAGUCGCACCUGUUCCAUCGCGGGGGCUGUCGCGGGGAGCAGCAUUGUCGGUGGUGACGCCUAUGUUGCCGCGAGCUAUGAAUAUUACUAUUCUCAUGUGUGGAGGAACUUCGGAAUUCUGAUCGCAUAUAUUGUGUGUUUCACUAUGGCUUACGUGCUCUGCGCCGAGUAUAUCCCCGGCGACGUGUCACAGGGCGAGGUGCUUCUCUUCCACCGAGCUCAGAAACGCAAGUUAGAUCAAAAGGUCCAUCGAGAUGAGGAGACUGCGAGAGAGCCAACGGCGUUGGACGGGCGGGCAGAGAAGGCGGAUGAAGAGAAGGCUGUGGUUAUUCAAGAGCAACAUAGCGUUCUGCACUGGGAAGAUCUCUGCUACGAGGUGUCGAUCAAGGGAGAGCCCAGAAGGAUAUUGAACCGGGUGUCUGGGAUGGUGCAGCCGGGGGUUCUCACUGCGUUGAUGGGAGCAUCCGGCGCAGGUAAAACAACGUUGUUGGACGUACUGGCCAACAGGGUAAACGCCGGGGUGGUGACAGGCGACGUCUGCGUCAAUGGCCGUCCCCGAGAUGCAUCCUUCCAGCGUCAGGUUGGCUAUGUUCAGCAGCAGGACAUUCACCUCGAAACCACCACUGUCAGGGAGGCUCUGGUCUUCAGCGCCUGCUUGAGACAGCCAGCCCAUGUGCCAAAGGCAGAGAAGCUGCACUAUGUGGAAGAGAUUAUUGGCGUGCUGGAGAUGAACGCCUACGCUGAUGCAGUGGUUGGCCUGCCUGGUGAAGGUCUCAAUGUCGAGCAAAGAAAAAGGCUGACUAUUGGCGUGGAGCUCGCUGCAAAGCCUGAUCUGCUUAUAUUCCUCGACGAGCCAACCUCUGGAUUGGACAGCCAGACAGCAUGGACGCUGAUUGACUACUUUGAGCGCCAUGGCGGAGAGCCCUGUGCGGCGGAUUCCAAUCCUGCCGAGUGGAUGUUGCACGUCAUUGGGGCUGCACCUGGAAGUGUAGCUGUCCGUGACUGGCCGGAGACAUGGAAGGCCAGCCCUGAAUACGCCCAGCUGCGUCAGGAGUUGCAGAGGCUCAAAAGCAACCCUCGGAGUGAGGCAAAGCCCUCCAGUCAGCAACAGUACGCAGCGCCCUUUGGCACGCAACUGAUGCUCUGUACCACGCGAGUAUUCCAGCAGUACUGGCGAACCCCUUCCUAUUUAUGGAGCAAGCUGAUUCUGUGUUUUGGCACGGCCUUAUUCAUCGGUCUCUCCUUCUUGCAGACGGAGAUCUCCGUCAUGGGCCUCCAGCAUCAAAUGUUCGCCAUCUUCAUGCUCUUCGUCAUCUUUGCCUUUCUCGCCUACCAAACCAUGCCCAACUAUAUCCUCCAACGAACGCUGUACGAAGCCCGCGAGUCUCCCUCCAAGAUCUACUCCUGGCUGGCGUUCAUGCUGGCCAACAUCAUUGUCGAGAUCCCCUGGAACAGUUUGGCCACGGUGAUCAUCUACCUCCCCUUUUACUAUAUAAUUGGAAUGGACAAGAACGCGGAUGUCACACACACCCGAACCGAACGGAGCUGGCUGAUGGUUCUGCUGAUCUGGACAUUCAUGGUGCAUUGCGCCACGUUUACCAUCAUGGUUGUUGCCAGUGCAUCCACCGCAGAAGUCGGUGCCAUCAUCGCGCUCAUCUUGUACACCAUGAGCCUGAUUUUCUGUGGAGUGAUGGCAACCCCCGCAUCCAUGCCCGGCUUCUGGAUCUUCAUGUACCGCGUCUCGCCCCUGACCUACCUGAUCAGCGGCAUGCUCUCGGCCGGUCUCGGACAAACGCCCGUAACAUGCACAGAUGUUGAAGUCACGCUGGUGCAGCCGCCAAGUGGGAAGACCUGCAGCGAGUACCUGUCUGCAUAUAUGCAGACGGCGGGAGGAGCCCUGUAUAACCCCGACGCGACGACAGACUGUCAGUUCUGCUCGAUGACCUCCUCGGACGUGUUUCUGGCGUCGUCGUCAUCGGACUAUGGCGAUCGGUGGAGGAACUUUGGGCUCAUCCCUGGGACUGUAUUGGCUUGGGAGAGUGCCGAAGGGUUGGAGCUGGGGGUCGGUUGGGAAGAGGCUCAGGAGGGCUGGCGAGGUUGUGGGGAUGAAGGGCCAGUAACCUGGGUGGAUGCUGCUCUCUGGCUUGACUCUGCCAGCUCCGAGCAUCCGGGCGGGGCAAACUGCUCUGGCGUGAUUGCGAGAAAAAGCUAUAAGAGACGGCCGGGGUGCCAUCUUUUCAUUGUUAUUCCUCGCAACAUCUUCAGAAUGGGCAAACCAUCCGCCAUUUCCACCACGGAGGCCCGACCCGAUGCCCACCCCGAGAAGCGAAAAUGGUACCGUUCAACCCUGUUCAACGCCUUUGUCAUCGGCGCCGUGGGGUUCCUCGCUCCAGGCCUCUGGAACGCCAUGUCUUCUCUCGGCGCCGGCGGUGCCCAGGAGCCCUAUCUUGUCAACGCAGCCAACGCCCUUGUCUUUGGGCUCAUGGGCUUCUUGUGCCUGUUUGGCGGCCCCCUUGCCAACCGCAUUGGUCUUGCCUGGACGCUGUUCCUCGGCGCGGUUGGCUACCCCGUGUACUCCGCCGGACUGUACACCAACAACCGGUACGGGAAUGAAUGGCUGGUCCUUGUCGGCGCCGUCUUCUGCGGUGUCUCCGCGGGGCUCUUCUGGGCGAGUGAAGGUGCUGUCGCGCUGGGCUACCCCGAGCCUGGGAAACGCGGUCGGUACAUGAACAUUUGGCUGUGGUUUCGAACGGGCGGUCCGCUCGUCGGCGGGGCAAUCGUGCUGGCAUUGAAUAACGACGCCUCGGCCGUGAAGAAAGGGUCGGUCGACGCGCAGACCUAUCUCAUCUUCGUGGCGCUGCAGUGCGUCGCCGCGCCCGUGGCCCUCCUCCUCUCGCCGCCCGAAAAGGUCCAGCGCAGCGACGGGACCAAGGUGAUUGUGCGGGCCGAGGGCAGCUUUGCCGCCGAGUUUCGUGCCCUGUACAAGGCGAGCAUGCGGCGCGAUAUCCUCCUCCUGUUGCCGAUCUUCUGGGCCGCCUACUUCAACCAGUACUCGGGCAACUUCCAGACAUACUACUUUGGCGUGCGCGCCCGAGCGCUCAUCGGCUUCGUCAGCAACUUUGGAACCCUGCUCUCCUCCCAGCUCAUCAGUACCCUCCUCGACUACAAGGGUCUCCCCGUGGAGCGGCGCAUCCAGUUCGGCUUCUACUGGGUCGUCGUGUGGCACGUCAUUGCGUGGAUAUAUGGAUGGGUGAUCCAGGAGAAGUACACGGCAAACCCGCCGGCGUGGGACUGGGUGGAUGCCGGGUUCGUCGAAGGCUUCUUCGUGCUGUUGCUCUGGGACUUUGCGCGACAGGCGCUGCAGAACUGGCUGUACUACUUCCUGGCGACGAAGACAGACAACAUCUCGGAGCUGAGUCGGUUCUCCGGCAUCCUGCGCGGGCAGGAGAGUUUUGCGCAGGCGAUCAGUUUUGGCCUGAAUACGAGAAAUUGGACAGGUGGAAGGGUGCCCUUGGCGGUUAAUACAAUCCUGCUUGGUCUCGCUGUGUACCCGACUUGGUUGGCCAUGAAGGAGCACAUCCCCGUUGGAACAGAGAAGGAUGUUUCCAGUGCCGGUAGAGACGAGGAGACGGGGGUGGUGACGGUCCCUGUCACGCAUGAAAACAUCAUGACUGGCCAAGCGCAUCUCGACAAGUAUACUCACCCUCCGGAGACAACGGAGAAGCUCCAGUAUGCAGAACUGACCACCAUUGACCUCUCUGAAUUCGAUCGCCCAGGAGGUAAGGAGAAACUGGUCGCGCAGCUGAAGGAUGCCGCGCAUGAGAUCGGUUUCUUCUACGUCGAGAAUUUCGGUCUCACGCAGGACGAGAUCGACCGGCAAUUCGCGAUCGGCCGCGAGUUCUUUGCCCUUCCAGAGCAGGAACGGAUCAAGUAUCGAGCGCCACUCGAAGAAGGCAUCUACAAUGGCUAUCGUCCCCUGGGGUCGAUCGAGAUCCUCCCCGGACUGCGCGACAACAUCGAAUUCUACAACGUGAUGAAAUUCCUCCCCCAGUAUGACCGCGAGCAUCCCAAUAUCUACCGGCAGCACUGGGCAGAGAUCGAAAAGUUUCACCGGCACGUCCAUGAGCACAUUGCCUACCGGCUCUUCCGGUUACUGGCUCUCGUCUUAGAGAUCCCCGAGGAUGAGCUGGAAAACGGCCACCGCUACGAGGCCAACUGCGACAGUGGGCUGCGGUACAUGAUGUACCGGGCGCGCUCCGAAGAGGAGAACAACAGGUACAAGGACUUGUACUCGCGAGGCCACACGGACAAUGGCACCAUCACCUUUGUCUUCCAGCAGCCGGUGGCCGCACUGCAGGUCAGGAAGUCGGAGGACGCCGAGUGGGAAUGGCUGCGCAUCCCUCCAGGUAAGAUUGCCGUCAACAUCGCCGACAUGCUCUCGAUCGUGUCCAAUGGAUAUCUGAAAAGUGGCAUCCAUCGAGUCGUGGUGCCCCCGGCCGACCAGGCAUGCAAUGACCGACUGGGGCUGCUCUACUUUGUCCGUCCCAGUGACCGACUGAUGCUGAAGACGGUGGACAGCCCCCUCUUGCGUCGAUUGGGCAUCUACAAGGAAGGGAACAACAACGAGAUCGAUGUGCCUGCCAUCGAGUGGACCAGGGCGCGCGUUCGCAAGAACUGGUCCAGAUCGCCCACGGAUCUCAAUGCGGGCACUUCGCUAGCAGGAUUUUCUGUCAAGCAUUUCCAUGAUUAA
Messenger RNA from Aspergillus mulundensis, 6264 nucleotides. RefSeq lists its product as uncharacterized. Gene Ontology annotation, molecular function: ATP hydrolysis activity; ABC-type transporter activity; ATP binding. The transcript is spliced from 15 exons. Gene Ontology annotation, cellular component: membrane. NCBI's taxonomy places the organism in Eukaryota, Fungi, Ascomycota, Eurotiomycetes, Eurotiales, Aspergillaceae. The coding region runs from base 1 to 6264 and encodes 2087 amino acids. Gene Ontology annotation, biological process: transmembrane transport. The record is from RefSeq and is a predicted model, not a curated record.